AAUAGGGUGGGACAUGCCAUCGUACGAAAACGCCAAUUCGCGUCUAGUUUGCUAUUUCGUGUUCGUCUAUCUGUGUUUUUUCAUGUCUCCCUGGUUUUAACGUAGCUGACACUGUUCGUCCAAUGAUAUUAGUCCACAUGCCGCGCAGGGAAGAGGGGCAGCAGUGAGGCACUUUGAUAAAACCAGACUGUCAGCACUGUGUGGAGCCACAGACAGCUGCGCAACGGUGAGGUACGGCACGGCAGCACAGAGAAUUGGACCGGGUGAAUGCAGUCCUUAACACAGGACACUGCUGCAGACCUUUCUUUUCCUUCCUUUUUCGGAGAUAAGAGGACGCUCAAAAUAAUCUUCACCCAGACAGGGAAGAGGAAUUUGGCUCACUACAACAUUUUUUACGUAAUUCGCGUGAAGAAAAUCUUAAGAGGGCAGGGGGACACGUUAAACCGCGGUGAAUAGCUAACAGCUACCCGAGUGUGAAUGCACAGCUCUCAGUUGGCAAACUCCUUAUACAUUUGAAAGUAUUUACAGUUUUAAAUAGCCAAAAGUUACCAUACGGCAGUAUUUUUGUAAAGCUGUGUGGGAAGGAGCCGUCUGUCCGCCAUGGAGAACGCUCACACGAAGAGUGUGGAAGAAGUUUACAGUCAUUUCUGCGUCAAUGAAAGCACAGGACUUUCCCUGGAAGAGGUGAAACGACAGAAGGAGAAAUGGGGCCUAAACGAGUUACCAGCAGAGAUAGGGAAAUCUUUGUGGGAGCUUGUCCUUGAACAAUUUGAAGAUUUACUUGUUCGAAUUCUUCUGCUGGCCGCAUGCAUAUCUUUUGUCCUGGCCUGGUUUGAGGAGGGAGAGGAAACUAUCACAGCCUUUGUGGAGCCUUUUGUCAUUUUACUCAUUCUUAUAGCCAAUGCCAUCGUCGGUGUGUGGCAGGAACGCAAUGCUGAGGAUGCCAUUGAGGCACUCAAGGAGUAUGAGCCUGAGAUGGGGAAAGUGUACCGGCAAGACAGGAAAACUGUGCAGAGGAUCAAGGCCAGAGACCUUGUGCCGGGCGACAUCGUGGAGGUUGCUGUUGGAGACAAGGUGCCUGCUGACAUCCGUAUCUGUUCAAUCAAAUCAACAACUCUGAGGGUAGACCAGUCCAUUCUGACCGGUGAAUCUAUCUCGGUCAUCAAACAUACCGACCCUGUGCCCGACCCUCGUGCUGUCAAUCAGGACAAGAAGAACAUGCUCUUCUCUGGUACUAACAUUGCAUCUGGAAAGGCCGUGGGUGUGGUCGUGGCCUCGGGUGUUAACACAGAGAUCGGUAAGAUCCGUGACGAGAUGGCGGCCACGGAGCAGGAGAAGACGCCCCUGCAGCAGAAGCUGGAUGAGUUUGGCGAGCAGCUGUCAAAGGUCAUCUCCCUCAUCUGCAUCGCCGUGUGGAUCAUCAACAUCGGCCACUUUAACGACCCCGUCCAUGGAGGCUCCUGGAUCCGCGGCGCCGUCUACUACUUCAAGAUCGCCGUGGCACUGGCAGUGGCCGCCAUACCUGAGGGUCUUCCUGCCGUCAUCACCACCUGCCUGGCCCUGGGCACCCGCCGCAUGGCCAAAAAGAACGCCAUCGUGCGCAGCCUGCCAUCCGUGGAGACCUUGGGCUGCACCUCUGUCAUCUGCUCUGACAAGACGGGAACCCUGACCACCAACCAGAUGUCUGUGUGCAGAAUGUUCGUUGUCAACAAAGCUGAAGGUGACAGCUGCGCUCUGUCAGAGUUCACCAUCACAGGUUCUACCUACGCACCUGAGGGAGAAGUGUACCAGGAUGGUAAACCAGUGAAAACCUCCCAGCAUGAUGCCCUGGUUGAACUGGCUACAAUCUGUGCCCUGUGUAAUGACUCCUCUCUGGACUUCAACGAGGUGAAGGGUGUGUACGAGAAGGUGGGUGAGGCCACAGAGACCGCGCUGACCUGUUUGGUGGAGAAGAUGAACGUUUUCGACACUGAAGUCCUCAACCUGUCAAAGAUUGACAGAGCUAAUGCCUGCAACUCAGUGAUCAAGCAGCUGAUGAAGAAGGAGGUCACCCUGGAGUUCUCCAGAGACAGGAAGUCCAUGUCUGUCUACUGCACCCCCAACAAGUCUCGUUCUUCCAUGGGCAAGAUGUUUGUCAAGGGGGCCCCAGAGGGAGUUAUUGAGAGGUGCACCCACGUCAGAGUUGGCAACAGCAAAGUUCCCUUAAGCAAAGGAAUCAAGGAAAAGAUCAUGUCUGUGAUCCGUGAGUACGGGACAGGUCGUGACACCCUUAGGUGCCUGGCUCUUGCCACACGAGACAGCCCACCCAAAUUGGAGGACAUGAUUCUGUCAGACCCUCUCAAAUUCGCGGCGUACGAGUCCGACCUGACCUUCGUCGGCUGUGUCGGCAUGCUGGACCCUCCCAGACAGGAGGUGGCCGCCUCCAUCAAGCUGUGCCGCCAAGCCGGCAUCCGCGUCAUCAUGAUCACAGGAGAUAACAAGGGCACAGCUGUGGCAAUCUGCCGUCGCAUUGGCAUCCUGAGCGAGGAGGAUGAUGUCGAGCAAAUGGCCUUCACCGGGCGGGAGUUUGACGAACUUUCGCCUGCCGCUCAGCGUGAUGCUGUGACUAACGCUCGCUGUUUUGCCCGUGUCGAGCCUUCCCAUAAGUCCAAGAUUGUUGAGAUCCUGCAAGGAUUUGAUGAGAUCACUGCUAUGACAGGUGAUGGAGUGAAUGAUGCCCCCGCCUUGAAGAAGGCAGAGAUUGGCAUCUCCAUGGGCUCUGGCACUGCCGUGGCCAAGUCAGCCUCUGAGAUGGUCCUCGCCGAUGACAACUUUUCUUCCAUCGUGGCCGCCGUUGAAGAAGGCAGAGCUAUCUACAAUAACAUGAAGCAGUUCAUCAGAUACCUCAUCUCCUCCAACGUGGGGGAGGUCGUCUGCAUCUUCCUUACUGCGGCGCUGGGCUUCCCCGAGGCUCUGAUACCUGUUCAGCUGCUCUGGGUCAACCUGGUGACUGAUGGCCUCCCUGCCACCGCCCUGGGCUUCAACCCCCCAGACCUGGACAUAAUGGAGAAGCCUCCUCGUAAUGCUAAGGAGCCCCUCAUCUCUGGCUGGCUCUUCUUCAGAUACCUGGCCAUUGGAUGCUAUGUGGGUGCGGCCACAGUGGGAGCUGCUGCCUGGUGGUUUACUGUCUCUGAAGAUGGACCUCAACUCACUCUGUACCAGCUGAGCCACUUCCUCCAGUGCGCCCCUGACAACCCGGACUUUGAUGGCCUGGACUGCCACGUGUUUGAGUCGCCCUACCCAAUGACCAUGGCCCUAUCUGUGCUCGUCACCAUUGAGAUGUGCAAUGCUCUCAACAGUCUGUCGGAGAACCAGUCUCUUCUGCGGAUGCCACCCUGGGAGAACAUUUGGCUCCUGGGGGCCAUCUGCCUCUCCAUGUCCCUCCACUUCCUCAUCCUCUACGUGGAACCUCUGCCUGUCAUCUUCCAGAUCACCCCUCUGGAUACGACCCAGUGGAUGAUGGUGCUGAAGAUCUCCCUGCCCGUCAUCCUGCUGGACGAGCUGCUUAAGUUUGUGGCCAGGAGGAACUACUUGGACUUUGGUAAACAGCUGGAGAAGCCGGCCGGCAAAGGCUGCUCUCUGUCCGCAUGUGCCGAGGGCAUCUCCUGGCCCUUCGUGGCCAUCUCCCUGCCCCUUUUGCUGUGGAUCUACAGCACCGACACUAACGUGUCUGCCAUGUUGUGGCCCUGACUGACUCCAGCACACUACCCUCCCUGUGCACCAGUGUGAAGUGGACAUUAACACACACAUCUAACACAGUUACAUUAACUCGGAACAACUUACAGUCAACACUUGCACCUGCUCUGACAGUCUGUCUGCUGUCAGAUCUUUUGUAGUUUUUUUGACGUUUUCACCGAUACAUAUUUUUGGGCGGGAGGAGGGGGGCUGGGGAUUAGUCAUAUUUUAAUGACUGACAUUAUGUCCAUGUGUUUUAUUUUACCAUCACGCUUUUCUCUCUUUUGAUCCCCUGUUUGGAACAGAUAGAGAUUCCCGCCGUGUCUGAGCUAUUUGUUGAGCUGUACAGAGAAUUUACACUAUUUUAUGAUAAUUAAUAUUUUGUAAUUUUUUUGGGGAAAGGCUGUGGGAGACAAGAAUGCUGGGUGUGAAGAGGUUGUAAUUCUAAAGACCGUAUAGUACAAUACUAGUUUUGGGGCAAAGACUUGAAUAUAUAUAUUUGCCCUGGCAUGAAUCUCUAGUCAUUUUUGAGCUCCAUGCAUCGUCAUUCAUUAUUUUCUGCAUUAGUCAGAGCACAGCUACCUCAAUGCUGUUAAUAUGACCAUUACUACCCAUUUGUCUUAACAAUCAUUUGAUAGAACAUCAAGUGUUGAGGUAAGCACCCAUUUUUGUUUUGCAGUAGAGACAAAGCCCUCGCACACAUUGUAAUGUUUUUCUAAUAUAUUUUUAAUUUUUCCUUUUGUCAUUGGAGGGAAACAAGGACAACGAUAUGUUACCAGUAGGAUACAGGGCAAUUUUUGAUAAACGUCUGUUGUUAAAUUUGUCUACUUCAAGAAAACACAUUUGUCUUGAUUGUGUUUUGUCGGAUUUUUGAGAUUCAGUCUCAACUCUGUCUUAAUGUUGCAUCUAAAUUACAGUUCUCUUUAUAAUGUAUGUAUAAUGUGCACAUACUGUACUUGAAUAUGUAAAAAGGCACCAAGAAGCUGUUAGUCUUAUCAACUGAGCACAACACGGACGGCCGGUCGUUGGAAGAGUCUGUAUAUCUGUACAUAGCACACCAAGUACAAUCUCUGUAUGGAUUUAUUUUGUUGUUGCUGUCAACAUGCUCCAUUCAUUGACACUAGUUUACUUAAGCGUGGUCUCAGCCUUUCUGCCUGCCUGCUCCAAUAAUACCAGGCCAGCGAGUGCUUUGUGUUUUUUUUAGUUCUAAUUGUUGUUUCUUCCAAUGCCUUCCCCCCGUUUACCUGCAGAGUGAGUACACUUUGACCUGCAUGUUAACUAGCACUCUUUAUGUGGUUGCACACGCAGCUUUGCUGUCUGUCAUUGCUCAUGUGAAAGUGACAGUGACAGCAAUAACAGCUCUUCAUAUGUUUGAUAGGACCAGCUUCUCUUUUCUUCUUCUUCUUUUUAAAUAUACUUUUAAUGGUACAAGAGGAGAAAAAUGAAGGUGUUUGUUUGAAAAUGCCUUCAAUGUCACCAAGUGCCAGGUACACACUGAGUAAAAAUAGGAGCCUUUUUGCAUUUUAAACUGGACCAGUCACUGGUGCCGGUUAUUUUUGACUGUAGUCUGGCUGCAUGUUUUGGCAACUGGCAUAGACAAGUGCCCCAACACCAUUACAGGACAUGGUGCUGUUUUUUUUAAAUUCCAUUUGUCUUUUGAUCUAAUCUUCUGCCUGCCUAUAUCAUGGCCUUUAUAUAUUUGCUCUUCUAAUUAAAAUAAGUAUUGAUGAAUUUGAAUGAUUUGCUGCUCUAAUGUGUUUACUUUGGCCUGUGAUUCUUGUGUCCACUGAUUGUGAUUCUUCCUCUCUUUUUUUUUUUUCUUUGCAGAAAAGGCCAAGUAAGCCCACCUCUUCUCUAAAUUCCUAGCAGAAACUUUGGUUUUGUUUUGUGUUGUGCAUGUGUGUUUUGGGUAGCACAUCUUACAAGAGCUGCAUGUCGGUUAAAUAAUAUGAAGACAGGCUCAGAAAGUUCAUACAUCCUUUUUUUUUUUAUAGAAUGGCCAUUAAUAAAUGUCUGAAAAAAAAGCCAAUGCCACCCCAUCAGUCCCUUCCAUCCUCUUGCAUGAAGAGCCUUAGAUUAGGAUACAAUUGUCAUGCCAUCUUUUCAGACAGUCAAUCGUACAAUAUUCCAUGGUGCAUGUCUGCUGAAUCAGCCAUCUGUUUUACCAGACUUGUGUAAUAGACAAUGUAUAGUAUUGGUAAAUAGAAUAGACAUUCGUCAAAUAGUUCAUCUUUCCUAAGGAAAUACUUUUAUGGAAUAUUUAAAAACUAAACAGCCUUUAUUUUUUUUUUUUUUUGCUUUGCACUGAGAUGUGCAGUUUUUGCCACAGCUGGGAAGGCGGACGUGGAGCGGUGCAGCGAUGCAUACGUUUAACCAUGAGAACGGCAGGCACUCCCUCCACUGGCAUUUUUUUUUUUUGCCAAACUGCUGUACUGUAUUUUCAGAGAUUGUACAAUGUGUCACAUGAACUUUAGUUUCAGGUAAAUAAAAAAAAAGUGUCAUACAUGAAGAGUUUA
This is a messenger RNA of Sander lucioperca (pikeperch), 6230 nucleotides long. RefSeq names its product sarcoplasmic/endoplasmic reticulum calcium ATPase 2-like. Lineage: Eukaryota; Metazoa; Chordata; Actinopteri; Perciformes; Percidae. The record is from RefSeq and is a predicted model, not a curated record. The transcript has 20 exons. Gene Ontology annotation, biological process: intracellular calcium ion homeostasis; calcium ion transmembrane transport. The coding region runs from base 601 to 3729 and encodes 1042 amino acids. Gene Ontology annotation, cellular component: membrane. Gene Ontology annotation, molecular function: P-type calcium transporter activity; ATP binding; ATP hydrolysis activity.